AUGGCCAAUACACAAUUGUCGCCGCAAGCCCAGGCGGCGCAGCGCUGGACAAUGGUCUCUUCCGUCACGCCAUCCGGCGCCGUGACCGAUGCAGGCACGGUCAGGUCCCCGUCCUCUGCCCCGGAUCCCGUCGAGCUUGCGACGGACCAGCGGAUGGAAGUGGAAGGCUCCGAGGUCUUUUCGCCCAAGUCCGGCGUCAGCAGCAUGGCUUUGGCGGACAUCCGAGGGCCGGAGACUACGGACGGACGAUUCGAGCUGCACGGGUCG
This is a messenger RNA of Trichoderma harzianum CBS 226.95, 267 nucleotides long. RefSeq lists its product as hypothetical. The annotation marks the transcript as partial. The record is from RefSeq and is a predicted model, not a curated record. Lineage: Eukaryota; Fungi; Ascomycota; Sordariomycetes; Hypocreales; Hypocreaceae. The transcript has a single exon.